AUGUCCUUGCUCACAUGCGUAGCGGCCGACGCCCGCGUCGUCGUCGUUCCCGUCCUGCUUGUCGCCCUCGCCCUCGCCGUCUCCGAGCGUUUUCCAUGUUUGCGCUUCACGGCAAUGAUGCUCGGGCUGAAUAACUCGCCGUCGCUGUCGAUCAAGUCAUGGCGGCUGGGGUGGACUUGGAAGGAUCUGGGCUCGAUGGCGCUGGCCUCUCCGAGUCCGAUGAUCACAAAUUACCAUAGCUAA
Colletotrichum truncatum is the source of this 243-nucleotide messenger RNA. The record is from RefSeq and is a predicted model, not a curated record. Lineage: Eukaryota; Fungi; Ascomycota; Sordariomycetes; Glomerellales; Glomerellaceae.